AUGGCGAUGGUUGAACAAAAAAGGGUCGCGGCCAUCCUCGUAUCGACCAUGCUUGCGUGUUGCCUUCUGCUCGACCAGGCGGGCGCGUUCACCGGCGGCAACCAGGCGCCGUACUCGCCGUCUCCGGUGAUCGCCAUCGACUUGGGCAACACCAACUCGUGCGUCGCCGGCUACGGCCACGGCCAGGUCGAAACCAUGUUCCAGCUCUGCAUCCCAACCUGGGUGGCCUUUCCUGGAGACGGUUCCGUCUUGGUCGGCGAGGACGCCAUGAACCACGCCGCCCCCAUCUCCGGCUUCAAGCGCCUGCUCGGGAAGAGGCGCAACUUCGAGCGCGAGGAGGAGGAGGUGCGGGGACUCAUGGCGCGCGUGCCCUACAAAGUCGUAGGCCGCGAACGGCCCCUCGUCCAGGUGAAGAUGGUGGAUGGCGCGGUCAAGAACCUCGGCGCCGAUGAGAUCACGGCCAUGGUGUUCUCCAAGCUCAGGGAGUCGGCCGAGGCGUACCUGGGCCGCGCGAUCCAGGACCAGGAGGCCGUCGUGGUCACGGUCCCGCAGCAGUACAACGACCCAUCAAGGUAUUCGACCUUGAGGGCCGCGGAGCUCGCCGGCCUGCGCGUCACGAGGAUGAUCGACGAGCCGACCGCCGCCGCCGUCGCCCACGGCCUCCACCGGAAGCUGCGCGACGGGGGCAGCGUCCUCGUCCUCCACGUCGGCGGCGGGACGUCCGACGCGAGCGUCAUGACGUACGUGGACGGCGUCUUCGAGUUCAUGGGAGCGGACCAAGAUCCUUUCCUUGGAGGACAGGACUUUGACCAGAGGAUCGUCGACCACUUCGUCAAGCAGAUCAAGGAGAAGCACGGCAAGGACCUCAUCCACCAGGGCGCGCUCGGCAGGUUGAGGACGGCGUGCGAGCAGGCCAAGAAGGCGUUGAGCAGCCAAGACCUUGCCGAACUGAGCAUCGUGUCACUUGUCGACGGCGUCGAUUUCUCCGGCUCGCUCACCCGGGCCGAGUUUGAGGAGAUGAACCAUGACUUGUUCCUUAAGGUCAUGGCAUUGGUGGAGGGUGCCAUGAGACAGGCUGAGCUAGACGAGAACAAGGACCUGCUUGAUGAGAUUGUGCUAGUUGGUGGAAGCACCAUGAUCCCCAGGAUCCGGAGACUCGUCACCGAUUAUUUUGAUGGGAGGAAGCUGAAAAACGUCAAUGCGUCGUCGGUGAUGCCGGACCAAACCGUCGCUCUGGGAGCUGCCCUUCUAGGCCAUCCUACGGCGAAUGGGUACCCAUGCAUGGGAGUCGAUAGGCGUCAGUGGGGAUACUCCACAGACUGGUGUUUUACCCACUGA
Molecule: messenger RNA, 1338 nt
Organism: Hordeum vulgare subsp. vulgare (domesticated barley)
Lineage: Eukaryota; Viridiplantae; Streptophyta; Magnoliopsida; Poales; Poaceae
Product: luminal-binding protein 4-like
Exons: 1
Coding region: 1-1338 (445 amino acids)
Biological process (GO): cellular response to unfolded protein; endoplasmic reticulum unfolded protein response; protein refolding
Cellular component (GO): cytoplasm; endoplasmic reticulum lumen; membrane
Molecular function (GO): ATP-dependent protein folding chaperone; ATP binding; heat shock protein binding
Source: RefSeq, a predicted model, not a curated record